AUGACUGCAAACAACUCCCCAUACUACGAAGCAUUGCCAACCAAUUUGAAACCAAUACAUUAUGAUGUGUCUGUGACUGACAUUGACUUAAACAAUGAUACAUUUAAAGGCACUGUUGAAAUUCAAUUAGAUGUUGUUGAGCCAACCAAUGAAUUGUAUUUGAACUACCGAGAUAUUUCUGUGUCACAGGAGAACGUCGAGGUCACCUAUAAUGACAAAAAGGUAUCAAUUGAGUCGCUCACGGAGUACAAGAAGAAAGAAUACUUUGUUGUCAAGUUGGCUACAAAAUUGGAGACGGGUCAAGUUGUUGUCAAGAUCAAUUACGAUGCCAUUGUUCAGACAAAUAUGGCAGGUUUCUACAAAUCAACUUAUUUGGAAAAUGGAGUCCAAAAGACUAUGUUGAGUACUCAAUUCGAAGCAACCGAUGCCAGAAGAGCAUUGCCAUGUUUAGACGAACCACUUUUGAAAGCAACAUUUAGAGUCAAAAUCACUGCCAGUUCAGAAUGGACGAUUCUUAGUAACACGCCGAUUCAAUCUAAAACCGAUGCUUCUAAUGGAUUGCAGACUGUGGAGUUUGAAAAAACACCCAUCAUGUCAACAUACUUGUUAGCGUGGGCAUGUGGCGAUUUCGAGUACGUUGAAAGUUUCACCAACGAUGAAUACAAUGGAAAGCCGUUACCAGUUAGAAUAUACACUACCAAGGGGUACAUUCAUGAGGCUAAAUUAGCCUCUGAAAUCACCCCCAAGAUUGUUGAUUACUUUUCAAAAGUUUUCCAAAUCAAAUAUCCCUUGGCCAAAUUGGACCUUAUUGCUGUACACUCGUUUUCACAUAAUGCUAUGGAGAAUUGGGGUCUUGUCACUUAUAGAUCAACGGCUUUGUUGUUCAACGAGGAGAAGUCUGACCCUUCUUAUAAACAAAAGGUAGCAUAUGUUAUUGCGCAUGAGCUUGCUCAUCAAUGGUUUGGUAACUUGGUAACAAUGAAGUGGUGGGAUGAAUUAUGGUUAAAUGAAGGAUUUGCCACUUGGGUAGGAUUUUUGGCCGUUGACUAUCUUUACCCAGAAUGGAACAUUUUCAGUGAAUUUGUUAGUGAAUCGUUGCAAAACGCGUUGGAGUUGGAUGGAUUAAGAAACUCGCAUCCUAUUGAAGUACCAGUUAUUGAUGCAUUAGAUAUCGAUCAAGUUUUUGAUGCAAUUAGUUAUUUGAAAGGUGCUUCAACCAUCUUGAUGAUUUCCAAGUAUUUGGGAACUGAGUUAUUCCUCAAGGGUGUUUCGUUAUAUUUGAGCAAGAAUAAGUACGGAAAUGCCACUAGCCAUGACUUGUGGGGAAGUGUUGGUGAAGUAAGUGGGAAACCAAUUGACAAGUUAAUGAAUACUUGGAUUAAAAAAGUUGGAUUCCCCAUUGUCAAUGUUGAAGCAAAGGAGCUGGCAUUGGCACUUUCUCAAUCAAGAUUCUUGAAUGGUGGUGAUGUGAAGCCUGAUGAUGAUGAAUCAGUAUGGUGGAUUCCAUUGAAUGCCAAGUCAGAUACUCCUAUUGCCCUUGAUUCCUUUGAUGAGAAGAACGUAAUCAUUGAUAACACCACCUUAAAGGAUGGAAAAUUCAUUAUCAACCUGGGUACGUCAGCCUUUUACAGAGUCAAUUACUCGGAUGAGAUUUUGACCCAUAAUGUUAUUGCCCAUUUUGAUUCAUUAUCAACCACCGAUAAAGUGGGAAUUAUUGCUGAUUCAGCAGCCCUUGCAUGCGCAGGAAACAACUCUACUAAAAACUUUCUUAAACUAGUUGAGCAGAUUGUGCCAAAGUUGGGUGAUGAUUUUGUCGUUUGGUUAGAAUUGGGCAAAAAAUUGGGUCAAUUCACCAUUGUAUUUGCUACUGACGGUUUAUCACCAAAGAUUAAUGAAUUUUUGAAACUGGUUUAUUCAGCAAAAGCUAUUUCUAUUAUCGAAUCGUUAAAGUCUUCCUCGAGGGAAGCUCAAACUUCUGAUUUCACCCAAACUAAAUUCAGAUCGGAGAUUUUAAACAGAGCAGGCAAGUUGCAAAUCCCACAAGUUUAUGAUUAUGCAUUGUCAUUAUUCAACAGUAACAAACCUAUCCAGCCAUGGUUGCGUUUAUUUGUUUACUCAACCAUUGCCUCGUCUCCCAACUUCACCAGCGAGCAAUUCAAGAAAAUCCUCACCUUCGUUACUGAACCAGAUUCAUUAGAUUCUCGUGAAGUAGCAUUGACAGCACUUGGAUCAGUCACCAAUCCAGCAGUAGCAUCAGAGUUGAUUCUGUUGUUGGUUGAACCAGAGACUAUUCCAACAAUGGAUGCUCAUUUCUUGGGCCAGAAGUUGAGUGCCAAUAGUGCCACGAGAGAUGAAUUCCUCAAGUUCUUUUUAGACCAAUAUGAUGCAAGUUUCUACAAGAUUAUGUCGACAAAUAUGGUGGUUUUGGACCGAUUUGUCAAGUUAACAUUGAAGAAUUUCCAAAGUUUGGAUAAAUUGACCAAGAUUGAUGACUUUUUCAAGACACGUGAUGUGCAUGGAUUUGAACGGGCAUUGAAACAAUCGUUGGAUUAUAUUAGAAUAAAUGCAAAUUGGUAUGCUAGAGAUCAUGAUGAAGUGAAGUCGUUUUUGGACAAGUAUUGA
Messenger RNA from Lodderomyces margitis, 2622 nucleotides. Its product is annotated as M1 family metallopeptidase. Gene Ontology annotation, biological process: peptide catabolic process; proteolysis. The record is from RefSeq and is a predicted model, not a curated record. The transcript has a single exon. Bases 1 to 2622 code for a protein of 873 amino acids. Gene Ontology annotation, molecular function: zinc ion binding; peptide binding; metalloaminopeptidase activity. Gene Ontology annotation, cellular component: cytoplasm. NCBI's taxonomy places the organism in Eukaryota, Fungi, Ascomycota, Pichiomycetes, Serinales, Debaryomycetaceae.